GACCUCUCACAUCGCACAUCCAUCGAUCUAACCAUGCCGGUCUUCUCGAAGCUGAUGCUGAUCGCCGUCGGCGCUGGGGUCGCAAACGCUCUGCCCAUCAUCGUACCUGACGGGCAGGAGAACCGCGUGGUCGAUCUCGACUCCUCGGCGGGCGUUGCUCUGCCUGCCUGCCCGAGCACGUGUAGCACCUGUCCCGACGCGCAGUUCGGAGAAGGGAAGUGCUGCUACAACAUCCACAACGACAUCUGCAGCGGUGACAACGAAGAGCAGUGCAUCGGCCCUAACCUUGCCGUGUGCAGCAUGGAGCACGGACCCGAACCUACGCCCUCACCCUCGCCCUCGCCCUCGCCUUCCCCAUCGGUGAAGCUCUGCGAGGGCAAGACUGAGCCAUUCAACCAGCUCACCUCUGCGUGGAAGCAGUUGGAGCAAGGCGAGGUGAACAACAACUGCAAGGCGCCAAUUCCCGACCCAUCGACAUACCAACAGUGCUCCGGCGAUCCCACCUCAAUCGUGCUAGCAAAGUGGGAUACACCAGCGUGCGAGGCGGUGAGGAGCUGCGAUUUCCCGCUCAAGGAACUCGUUUCGAUCGAGGCGGACAUUGCGAUCGAGAACUGCGAUGAAACGUGGGUUGCCCCGCUGUGGAUCACCCCGACCCCGCCAAAUUGGUGCGACAACAGGGUGUCCCCCCCAAGUUGCAAUCAAGGCGCGUCUGGCGAGAUCGAUUUCGUCGAAACGUGCAUGAACACCGGCAAAAGCACUGUGGCGACUAGCCUCGGAGGAAACACCUGUGGCCACAACAAGCACGGCGACUCGAUUUGCUUUGAACAGCAGUACCCGGCGACGGGCAUGCAGCUCCACUACACGCUCACUGUCGAUCAAACUCCCGGCAGCAGCGGCAAGGCCACGAUGGGAGUGUGCGAUCAGACAUCGAAGGGCACGUGUGAGAAGUACGUGUCCUCCACAACGUACAGCGAUUGGUACAAGACAGUCGGAUGUGUGCAGGGUGAGUGCAAAUUCCAGCUCCGGAGCGACAUCUGGGCAGCUUACGAUGGGCAAUACGGCAAAGGGGGUUGUCCGUCAAAGUCGUCGACGCAGUCAUGCACCGUCUCAGCAAGGAACAUCAAGGUCACGCUCAACAAGGAGCCACCUGCCGACUGCUCCAAGGCCAUGUUUUUUACAGCCUAGAGUCGAGGUGCAGACAUUGCUUUGAUUGAGGAGGACACAAGCUCUCUCGCCCUGUUCAUUGGUGUGCAUACUUCUUUUCCUCGCUGUUGAUUAGGUGUGAUUCAAUAGUGUACCAAGAUACAUUGUACAGUUCAU
Messenger RNA from Emiliania huxleyi CCMP1516, 1320 nucleotides. RefSeq lists its product as hypothetical. Bases 34 to 1185 code for a protein of 383 amino acids. The record is from RefSeq and is a predicted model, not a curated record. The transcript has 2 exons. NCBI's taxonomy places the organism in Eukaryota, Haptophyta, Isochrysidales, Noelaerhabdaceae.